Molecule: messenger RNA, 1734 nt
Organism: Theobroma cacao (cacao)
Lineage: Eukaryota; Viridiplantae; Streptophyta; Magnoliopsida; Malvales; Malvaceae
Product: protein DETOXIFICATION 16-like
Biological process (GO): xenobiotic detoxification by transmembrane export across the plasma membrane
Cellular component (GO): membrane
Molecular function (GO): xenobiotic transmembrane transporter activity; antiporter activity
Source: RefSeq, a predicted model, not a curated record
AUGGAGAGAGAAGACCAAAAGUUGUCGCUAACGUCACCUUUGAUUCGGAAAUCCGGCGAAAAUGAUGAUUUGACGCUGAGCAACGAACAGAAAUCAAGCAAUGGAAGUGAUACAAGGAAGAACAUUUUUGAGGAAGUGAAGAAACAGCUAUGGCUAGCAGGGCCUCUAAUAGCUGUGAACCUGUUGCAGUAUUGUAUACAGAUGAUAUCAGUGAUGUUCGUUGGUCAUCUUGGUGAGCUAGCUCUGUCUGGUGCUUCCAUGGCUACUUCCUUUGCAACAGUUACUGGCUUCAGCUUGCUGAUGGGGAUGGCAGCUGCACUGGAUACUCUUUGCGGCCAGUCAUAUGGGGCAAAGCAGCAUUCUAUGCUGGGCAUACACAUGCAAAGAGCCAUCAUUGUUCUUGAAAUUGUGAGCAUACCCCUUGCAAUUAUAUGGGUAAACACAAGACCAAUUCUAGUUCUUCUUGGUCAAGAUCAUGACAUAUCAAAGGAAGCAGGAGAGUAUGCCCGUUUCAUGGUUCCGAGCAUUUUUGCAUAUGGUCUUCUUCAAUGUCUAGUCAAAUUCUUGCAAACUCAAAACAUUGUAUUCCCAAUGAUGAUAUGCUCUGGAAUUACAACUUUACUGCACAUUCUUGUCUGUUGGAUCAUGGUUUUCAAAUCUGGCCUUGGAUCUAGAGGAGCUGCCUUGAGUAAUGCAAUCUCCAAUUGGAUAAAUGUGUUCUUGUUGGUGUUAUAUGUUAAGUUCUCUCCUUCAUGUGCAAAGACUUGGGCAGGAUUUUCAAAGGAGGCCUUUCACAAUAUUUUCUCUUUUCUUCGACUUGCUAUUCCAUCAGCUAUUAUGGUCUGCUUGGAGAUGUGGUCAUUUGAAAUGAUGGUUCUGCUAUCAGGUCUUCUUCCUAAUCCAGUGUUACAAACUUCAGUGCUCUCUAUUUGCCUUAACACUGCUGCCACAGUUUGGAUGAUACCCUCUGGACUCAGUGGUGCAGCAAGCACUCGGGUCUCAAAUGAAUUAGGAGCAGGGCAUCCAGAAGCAGCACGUUUAGCUGUAUAUGUUGUGAUAGUCAUGGCCAUUUCUGAGGGCCUUUUGGUGGGAUCAAUCUUAAUAUUGAUUCGCAACAUUUGGGGCUAUGCUUAUAGCAAUGAAGUAGAAGUAAUUAAGUAUGUAGCAGCCAUGAUGCCGAUUCUAGCAAUUUCAAACUUUUUAGAUGGCAUCCAGUGUGUUCUCUCAGGCAUUGCUAGAGGAUGUGGAUGGCAGAAGAUUGGCGCUUAUGUCAAUCUCGGAUCUUAUUAUUUAGUGGGGAUUCCAUGUGCUAUUUGGUUAGGUUUCGUACUUGAUGUUGGUGGAAGGGGUCUCUGGCUGGGAAUCAUAUGUGCACUUAUUGUCCAAGUAACUUCUCUUAGUAUUAUUACAAUACGAACUAACUGGCAGCAAGAGGCAAGCAAAGCUGUGGAGAGAGUCUAUGACUAUGUGAUCCCGGUGGAAGUUGUGUCAUGAAGGUUAUUUUUCAUCUCAUCCAAGGAGAAACUUAAAUGUUUCACCUAAAAAUUGAAGGUGCUGGAGCCACAUACAUUCUACAGAUGUUUAGGGACUUAAUUCUGUUCGAAUCUAUUUUAAGAAUGGCAGAAGUUGCUUUGUAGGAAUUAAAUAAGGAACGUACUCGUAAAUUUUUUGCUAAAAAAUUUAAACAAAUAGAAGUCAGUUUCUGGAAGCAAUGAGUAAAUGAAAAUUCUGCUA